AUGUCAACCACAAAGACAAUCGCUUUUUUUGGUGCCACGAUUGGCUGCGGACUUGCAACAUUGAACAACGCCCUUGGUGCUAAUACCCGUUGCAUCGCCCUCUGCCGCACACCGAGCAAGCUCGAAGGGCUCUUUUCCGAGGACAAAACAUCCCGUCUGACGAUAAUCGAAGGGAAUGUGCACGACGUCGAGGCGGUGAAAAAAUGUCUGACAGUCGAUGGCACUCACCUAGUCGAUACAAUUGUCUUCUCCAUCGGCAGCCGAGCGAUAAACUACAAGCUUGAGCUAGAUGAUCCAAGCAUUUGCAGGAGGGCUAUUGCUACGGUGUUGGAGGCCCUUGAUCAGCUACGACAACAAGGCCUGACUGGCCGUCCCAGACUCAUCGCCCUUAGCACUACCGGAAUAUCUCAGUUUGGCUCUGAUACCCCUUACAUUGUGGGGUUCCUGUAUUAUUAUCUUCUUCAUUCGCCCCAUGAAGAUAAAAAGGCAAUGGAGCAAUACAUUGUAGCCAGUGAUGAGGACUUUACCAUUGUGCGGUCGUCUUGGAUGCUGGAUGGCGCAACAAACAAGGCGGUCCGAGUCGGCGUGGAAGAUCCUAAGCAUGGUCGUGAAUCCGACGCCAUUGGAUAUUCGAUCACACGCGAAGAUGUCGGAAAGUGGAUCUUUGAGAACCUCGUCCAGAAUGACAAUGGCCAGUAUGUUAAGAAGAUUGCUACAAUAACACACUAG
Molecule: messenger RNA, 729 nt
Organism: Trichoderma aggressivum f. europaeum
Lineage: Eukaryota; Fungi; Ascomycota; Sordariomycetes; Hypocreales; Hypocreaceae
Exons: 1
Coding region: 1-729 (242 amino acids)
Molecular function (GO): riboflavin reductase (NADPH) activity; biliverdin reductase [NAD(P)H] activity
Source: RefSeq, a predicted model, not a curated record